Molecule: messenger RNA, 1371 nt
Organism: Rhizophagus irregularis DAOM 181602=DAOM 197198
Lineage: Eukaryota; Fungi; Glomeromycota; Glomeromycetes; Glomerales; Glomeraceae
Source: RefSeq, a predicted model, not a curated record
AUGUUCAGGUUCAUUAUAAAUUCGCUUUUAUUCAUCUUCUUUUUUAGAAUUGUUACCGCAUCAAAAGAUUUUGGUGUUGUUAUGGGUAAAAAAGAUUUUAAAACAACAAAAUCCCUUCUCGCUGUUUAUAAUCAACAAGAUGCUGAUCCUUCAGAUGGUUAUCAUCAGGCUGAAUUUAAUUUAAAAACGGAUUUACCAUCAUUUAAUCCUGAUCAAAGUGGUGUAGAAAGUAUUAAAUGUAAAAAAGGUUCAAAUGGUAAAAGAAAAAUUACUUUCAAUUUAAAGGAUAAAAAAGCGAUUAAAGAUGUUAAAGAAUGGCCUGAAAGAGUUAUGUUAUUAAUUUCACAUAAAUGGAAAUGUUUUGGUAAAAGGUCUACCCAAUUUUUUACCGCUACUGAUAGAGUUAUUGAUGAAUCUAAUUUAUCUGCAACUUUUGCUAUUAUGAGAUGUGAUUAUCCUUAUAAUUCUAAUGAUUAUGAACUUAAUAUUAAUUGGGUUGAAGGGGUUAAUCAAUCAAAGAAUAAAACUCGUCGUAAUUUAGAAGAAAGAUUCGGUAUUCCAUUUCCAACAAUUAAUUCGAGUAAUAAAUUAGGUUUAAAUAUCUUAUUUGAUUCAAAUAAUGGUAGAACUUCAAGACCAAAUAUACCAAUUAUAAAUGAUGGUAAUGUUAGAUUACUUUGCUCUAAUUGUUUUACAAAAGGUGAUGCUACUAUUGCUGUAAAAAUUAGGGGUAAUAUUGUUCCUCCUAAAUUAAAAGAAGCUUCAAUUUCUCUUGAUGGAAAUUUUCUUAUGAACCUUGAUUUUACUCUUGAUGCUUCAAAAGAAAAAAAUAAAAGACUUAAUCGUAAAAAUACUUCUGCAAAAGAUUUUCAAAUUUUUAGUAUUGGUUUAGGUCCUUUUAAUAUACCUGGUAUAUUAAAUCUUGGUCCUUCAAUUGAUCUUGUUGCUGCUGCUGAUGCUACUUUAGAAACAGGUGGAACUCUUGAAUUUGGUGGUGAUCUUAGUUUACCAAAUUUUAGUGCUAGAGCUUCAUUUAAAGGUGAUCCAAGUUUUGAUCAAUCAGGUUUUACUCCUAAAGUUAAUGUACAUAAUCCAGAUUUUGAUGUUGAAGCUUCUGCUACUAUUUCUGCUUCAUUAAAACCACAAUUUGCUUUUGGUUUAAGUGUACUUAAUGGUAGAGUUUUAAGACAAAAAGUUGGUUUUGAAUUAGUUGGUACUCUUCAAAAUUCUUUUAUUUUUGGUAAUUGUGAAAAUAAGAAAAAACCACGUCUUGAUUCUUCUCUUGGUGGUAAUGUAGGUUUUUUUGCAAAUGAAAAUAAUUUUCCUAUAUUUACAUUUCCUACUUUACCUUUAUUAAAUAAAUGUUUAUAG